This is a messenger RNA of Peromyscus eremicus (cactus mouse), 2195 nucleotides long. It is a transcript of the gene Tnip1, whose product is annotated as TNFAIP3 interacting protein 1. Gene Ontology annotation, biological process: regulation of transcription by RNA polymerase II; cellular response to lipopolysaccharide; negative regulation of canonical NF-kappaB signal transduction. The coding region runs from base 142 to 2091 and encodes 649 amino acids. The record is from RefSeq and is a predicted model, not a curated record. Lineage: Eukaryota; Metazoa; Chordata; Mammalia; Rodentia; Cricetidae. The transcript is spliced from 18 exons.
CCGGGGACUUUCCCAGGGGCGUGGCGUGGCCCCGGUAUUUCCUGGUACCGACCGGAGCCUAGGGCUGCUGAGUCUGGCUCGGUGCCCCGAAGCUCUCGUCCUAGGCCAGGUGGCCGUCUCGGCAGGGGUUGAGCUACCCUCAUGGAAGGGAGAGGACCCUACCGGAUCUACGACCCAGGGGGCAGCGCGCCUCAGGGAGAGGCAUCAGCAGCUUUUGAACGCCUAGUGGUGGAGAAUACCCGGCUGAAGGGGAAAAUACAAGGGAUAAAGACGUUAGGGGAGCUUCUGGAGGAGUCUCAGAUGGAAGCGUCCAGGCUCCGACAGAAAGUGGAGGAACUGGUCAAGGACAGUGAGCUGCCUCCACCACCACCUGCCCCUUCUUUGGGCUCCUUUGAUCCCCUGGCUGAGCUCACAGGACAGGAUACACAGGUCCAGGUAGAUCCUAAUGCCACGACUACCACCACCACCACUACCACCACCACCACCGAAAACUCCAUGGAGAAGCCAGCACCAGCCUCCAAGCCUCCAUCCAAUGGCGCCUCCUCUGACUUUGAAGUGGUCCCCACUGAGGAGCAGAACUCCCCACCCAAAACUGGCAGCCACCAGAGGACCAUGAUGGAGCUGGGGUCCCCACCCCCGGACGACGGCAAUCUCAUGCUCCACCUGCAGCGCCUGGAGACCACCCUGAGCGUGUGUGCCGAGGAGCCCGACCACAGCCAGCUCUUCACCCACCUGGGCCGCAUGGCCCUCGAGUUCAACAGAUUGGCCUCCAAGGUGCAUAAAAAUGAGCAACGCACGUCCAUCCUGCAGACCUUGUGUGAGCAGCUGCGCCAGGAGAAUGAGCUCCUGAAGGCCAAGCUGGACAAGGGCCUGGAACAGCGGGAUCAGGCUGCUGAGAGGCUGCGGGAGGAAAACAUGGAGCUCAAGAAACUGUUGAUGAACAGCAGCUGCAAGGAGGGCCUCUGUGGGCAGCCCAGCCCCCCAAAGACACAGGGUGCUGGCAAGAAGGGCCUGGCCGGACAGCAGCAGGCCAGUGCGAUGGCAGGUAAAGUCCCCGAGGUGGGGGUCUUGGGUACAGCCGAGAAGAAGGUGAAGAUGCUGGAGCAGCAACGCAUGGAGCUGCUGGAAGUGAACAAGCAGUGGGACCAGCACUUCCGGUCCAUGAAGCAGCAGUAUGAGCAGAAGAUCACAGAGCUCCGCCAGAAGCUGUCGGACCUGCAGAAACAGGUGACUGAGCUGGAGGCUGAGCGUGAGCAGAAGCAGCGGGACUUUGACCAAAAACUCCUCCUGGCCAAGUCCAAGAUCGAGAUGGAGGAGACUGGCAAGGAGCAGCUGGCAGUGGAGGCCAAGGAAUUACGCCAGAAGGUCAAGUAUCUGCAGGAUCAGCUGAGCCCACUCACCCGGCAUCGAGAGUACCAGGAAAAGGAGAUCCAGCGGCUCAAUAAGGCCCUGGAGGAGGCUCUCAGCAUCCAGGCCUCGCCAUCCUCUCCACCUCCAGCUUUUGGGAGCCCAGAAGGGGCUGGGGGCCACCUGAGGAAGCAGGAGCUAGUGACGCAAAAUGAGCUGCUGAAGCAGCAGGUCAAGAUCUUUGAGGAGGACUUCCAGAGGGAACGGAGUGACCGUGAGCGCAUGAACGAAGAGAAGGAAGAGCUGAAGAAGCAGGUGGAGAAGCUGCAGGCUCAGGUCACCCUGACCAAUGUCCAGCUCAAAGCACUCAAAGAUGAGGAGAAGGCCAGAGAAGCCCUCAAACAGCAGAAGAGGAAAGCGAAGGCCUCAGGAGAGCGCUACCACGUGGAACCCCACCCUGAGCACCUCUGUGGGGCCUAUCCCUAUGUCUACCCUCCCAUACCAGCAGCCAUGGUGCCCCAGCACGCCUACAAGGACUGGUCCCAGAUCCGCUACCCUCCAUCCCCCAUGCCCAUGGAGCACCCGCCCCCACUCCCCAGCUCUCGUCUCUUCGUCAUGCCGGAGUACCCCUGGCGUCCACCCUGUGCAGGGAUCCAGAAUCCGACCUCCCAAGUGAUGGACCCGCCCCCCGACAGGCCUUCAGAAGCAGAGUCGGCAAAAAGUGGCUGUGAGGGGCCUCAGUGAGACUGCAUUGGGUCAUUUGGCUCCACCUUCAUCUUGCAGAGCCAGCUGACCUCAGAUUGCCGAGAAACUAGAGGCCAUGUGCAUGUUCUGUGUGGCCCGAGCAG